Amaranthus tricolor (Joseph's coat) is the source of this 1085-nucleotide messenger RNA. Its product is annotated as 30S ribosomal protein 3, chloroplastic-like. Gene Ontology annotation, cellular component: ribosome. Gene Ontology annotation, molecular function: structural constituent of ribosome. The record is from RefSeq and is a predicted model, not a curated record. The transcript has 3 exons. The coding region runs from base 102 to 623 and encodes 173 amino acids. NCBI's taxonomy places the organism in Eukaryota, Viridiplantae, Streptophyta, Magnoliopsida, Caryophyllales, Amaranthaceae. Gene Ontology annotation, biological process: translation.
AGUAUUGAAAAAAACGUAGAGGAAAAAUUUUCCUUAUCCUGCCAAGUGCCAAGUGCCAAGUGCAUAUAUCUUCGUCUCCCUCUUCAAUUUUAGCUUAGAAGAUGUUUUCAAUGGCGGUUCAACCUAACAUCAAUGCCAUUGUUAAACCUUCAACAUACCCUUCUCCAAUACUAUCUCUUAAACCCUUCAAAGUUUCCACUUUUGGAAACCCAAAAUCCCAUUCUUCACCUUCAUUUCCUCAAUUGAAGAAGAAAGAUCGGUACUUUUCUCUUGCUGCUGCUCCUGAAACCGUUUCUGAUACUGUAGACAUUGAUGAUGACUUACCUAUCAACAUAAAGAAGCUCAAAGUGGAAGUUAAGCCAAUGGACAAACCAAGGCUAGUUUUGAAGUUCAUAUGGAUGGAGAAAAACAUUGGUCUUGCUCUCGAUCAAACCAUACCGGGUCAUGGUACGAUACCAUUAAGUCCAUACUAUUUCUGGCCGCGGAAAGAUGCUUGGGAAGAGCUUAAAGUGUUGCUCGAGAGUAAGCCAUGGAUUUCUCAGAAACAAAUGAUCAUCAUUCUUAAUCAAGCUACUGAUAUCAUCAAUUUGUGGCAACAAAGUGGUGGUAAUCCUGCAUCUUAGUCUGCUGAUUUUGAUGGGUUUUCUUGUCUUCAGGUGAUGAGAAUCGAACCUUUAUCAUGAGAUUAAAAGGAAAUCAAUUUUUCUAGUUGCUUGUAUUAGCCUGCAUUUAGCUUUAAGCGAUAUUCAUGUGAGAGAUUGUCUCUCAGUGAUUAGUGAAAAGACUUUAAAACAAGAUCAUAUUCUCAUUUAAUUACGCUAUUUAUAUCUUAAUUAUAAAACACGUCUUACGAUAAGAUUGUCUCAUAGUAUUAUUUCAACUCAUUUAUUAGGGUCUUAAGCAUCAUUUGUAAGCCCUAUUUAGAAUUUAUUGACUUAAGUGCAAAUUUAAUAUGGAUCUUUAAUAACAAAUACAGCAAUUCAUAAGUGAUGGCUGAAUAUUGAGCGAGGAAAGGCCAAAUGUUCCCAUAUUGACAUCUAGGUUGCACUAAAACGGACACGGACACGACACGACACGGGUACGGA